AGGGAAGCCGCCCGCGCCUGAGGAGGGACUACAUUUCCCGAGGGGCCUCGGCAGCGGCGGCGGCGGGCGCGGCGACGUCCCCCGGAAGUGGAGCCUGGGACUUCCAGUCGUGCGUGAGGCGAGCGGAGCCGGAGACGCGACCAGAGGCCGAACUCGGGAUCUGACAAGAUGGCUGGGCUGCCCCGCAGGAUCAUCAAGGAAACCCAGCGUUUGCUGGCAGAGCCGGUUCCUGGGAUUAAAGCAGAACCAGACGAGAGCAACGCCCGUUAUUUUCACGUGGUCAUUGCUGGUCCCCAGGAUUCCCCCUUUGAAGGAGGGACUUUUAAACUUGAACUAUUUCUGCCAGAAGAAUACCCAAUGGCAGCACCUAAAGUACGUUUCAUGACCAAAAUUUAUCAUCCUAAUGUAGACAAGUUGGGAAGAAUAUGUUUAGAUAUUUUGAAAGAUAAAUGGUCGCCAGCACUGCAGAUCCGCACAGUUCUGCUAUCGAUCCAGGCUUUGUUAAGUGCUCCUAAUCCAGAUGACCCAUUAGCAAAUGAUGUAGCGGAGCAGUGGAAGACCAACGAAGCCCAAGCCAUAGAAACAGCUAGAGCAUGGACUAGGCUAUAUGCCAUGAAUAAUAUUUAAGUCGAUCUGAUCAUCACGUUUGUGUCACUUCUCCUGUUCUGCCAAGACUCCUUCCUUUUUGUUUGCAUUUAAUGGACACAGUCUUAGAAACGUUACAGAAUAAAAGCCCAGACAUUUUCAGUCCUUUGGUGAUUAAAUGCGCAUUAGCAAAUCUAUGUCUUGUCCUGAUUCACUGUUGUAAAGCAUGAGCAGAGGCUAGAAGUUUCAUCCAGAUUGUCGUGAAACAUUGAAAAGCAGUGGCCCUCUGCUUUUAUUCAUUUCCCCCAUCAUGGUUUUAAGUAUAAAGCACUGUGAAUGAAGGUAGUUGUCAAGGUUAGCUGCAGGGGUAUGGGUGUUCUUUAUUUUAUUUUAUUUUAUAUUUUGAGGGGAAAGGUAGUUUCAGUUUUAUGGGCUCCCCACCCCCACUUUUAUGGUGAUCUAAUGCAUUGGUUAAAAAAGCAGCUAACCAGUUCUUUUAAGAUACACUCUCUAGCCAAGUCUAACUUUAUUUAGACACUGUAGAUGGACAAGCUGAUUGUUCGAACCAAAAUGGGAAACAUUAACAACUUCACAGCUCUCACUAAUAACAUUGUGAUUUUGCAGUCAAGUAUAGAUUCCCUCCUUCAAAAAAGCUUGUGACCAUUUUGUAUGGCUUGUCUGGAAACUUCUGUAAAUCUUAUGUUUUAGUAAAAUAUUUUUUGUUAUUCUACUUUGCCUUUGUAUAGUUUAUUUUACUGUGUUUAUUUCAUUUUCCCAAUGUGACAAUCGUAUUUAAAAAAUUAAAACUGAUGGAACAUUCUGUUUUGGUCUUCACAAUCUGACAGAAUGGCAAGAGAUGGAUUUGCCAAUUUCUUUUCACUGAUGCAAAUUUAUGUUAAGAUUACUGAAUGGAGUUUAUAAACAGGGCUUGAGCAUGCAUAAAGCAUCAGUAUCUGACCCUUUCCCACCCCCUAGAAAUUCGAAUAAAGGUUCUAUGUUACCUGGUUAGGAGAUUGUUGGUGUCUUGCCAUAAUGUUUGAAAAGCAGUGCACAGGAGCGUGGCAGCAAAGAACGCAGCUGUGACUGACAUCUUGGACUUUCACAUUGUGCCACUUCUUUCUUUUUGCCUCAACUGAGCUAUGACCUUUUUCUUGGUUCUUGUCUGAAAACUUCAUGUGUUACCAUUGGUGUGUGAUUAGGAAAUACCAAUCUGAUAAUCAUUUGGGGUUUGCAGAGAUACUUGUCAAGUUUUCCUUACAGAACUAAGAGGAAAUCUCAAGCAAGCAGCUUGCAUAACCAUCAUCAGAAAGAUUUUUUCCUUGAAGAGCACCAGAUUUUCAGUUGAGUCUUGUGUCCAUCCUUUCUAGUGUGCUGUGGGAGCUUUUAUUCUUUAAUUUGCUUACAGUAAAUUUUUCAUUAGUAAGAAUUUCUUCCCUCACAAAACAGUUCUUUCCCACCUCUCUCUCCAUCUGAUUCCCAAUUUUUGUUAUUUUAAAGUCUUACGUAGCCAGUCUUAAAUGUGUAAAUGUUAACCUUUGGGUUGGGAUUGUUGUCUCUUGCAGUUUGAGGUAAUGGAUAUUGUAGCCCAUCUGCAUUUUCCUUACUCGUAUUCUCAUGACUUCUGGCAUUUCUUCAGAAUGUGGUGUAUUUUAUUGUGCUCCUAUGUAAGAUGAAGAAUUAUCUAUUAAAAUUACAUUUUCAACAUACAAAAGUUUCUGGUGACUCCUGAUAUCCUUCCAAAUAAAUGUAAUGCUUAGUAACAAACGUUACGUUCAGAAUACACAGUUGUUGAUAACCCUAAUGUCAUAUAUUUAUAGCAGUUGUCAACAAUUGUUGAGCACAGGGCGCCUUUGACUACAGCUAAGGAAAUUGUCUCAUUCUAAAAAGCAAACUCAGGACUGGAAGUACUUACGUAGAGAUCAGAAAUCAUCAUGUACUGCUCAUUAUAGAUAGCUGAUGUCACGGUGACUUAUGAAGGUCCAGAUCUCUCUUUAUUCCAUUAUAAAGUCCAUCCAGAGUAUGUCUCGAGCUUGAAAGUUAAUGGAAGUAUAGGAUGGAAUAAGGCACUGGUUUCUUGUGGGAAUUCUGUCUUUAUGGACUCGCCUUGUGUAGCUUCAAUGAGAGUCCCCUUUGUUAUAAGACUUGCUUUCUCAACAAGUGGGGUAAAGUGAGAGCCAGUGAAUAGCUGUAGGUCUUGUGAGGACCUGAGAGAGGUCAAGGCAGGUGUUGAACAUCUGACCUGCUUUCCUCGGCCUACACUUAGUUGGUUAACCAUUCUGAAUUUGAUGCCGACAUUUGUUCACCUCCAAGAUUGCCAUGAAAAGCAAGAAAUUUGUCUCUUUUAAAUGACAACACUGUUAAGUAGAGCCAACCCACCUUUGUGCCUGAUCUCUCCUGGGAGGAGCUAAGUGAUGCUUACUGGCAGGAUUCUCCACCACUGUCCUCUUACCCAGGUCCUCACCAGGGGCCAGGGUCCUUCCAGCUGGUUGGCUUCUUUGUGUAACCCUGUUCCCGUGUAAGCCUAUCCCAAAGUAAAGGGAACAACUCACUUGAAAAAAAUAGUGAUAUGUUGUUUCUCAAAUUCACUUCGUUCCAGAAUCAUGGAGCACUGAAAAGUCUGGACAAGUGAACAUAUUUUUCCCGUAAUAAAUAAUGAAAAACCAAUCAGUUCUGAGACCAAAAAAAUUGUACUUAUAAAUUGUUUUUUUUUCAAGACUUAUAUUUUUGCCGUGAUUUCUUUUCCUCUAUAAUGGUUCUCAUUGUUGCUCUUAGCUUUACUCCUUUCUUUGGAGCCAUGCUUAUAAUAUUUAAUGCAAACAAAGUGCAAAAUGAAAAAAUCACAAUGACAAAUGCUUUAAGGCACCAGCACAAGCACUGUGUGUUGCCUGGGCCAGAGUGGCGUCUCUCACUCUCAUCCCCUACAGGCUUUUCCAGGUUGGUUGGUGUGACUGUUGAACAAAAGUUGCGGACACUGAGCAGAUUAUUCUUGAAUUUCACUAUUCGAGUAGUGGAAAAUUCAGGCUUAGAGCUGCUCAACAACUGAGUAUCACUGCAGAUGAUCCCUGCUCAUUACUAGUUGGUGACGAGGUCAGUGAGUGCUAAGGGGCUUUCCCGUGAGGAUCUUGCAGUCAGAUGAGGGGAGGGGACAUGAAACAGUGCAGCUUGGUCAUAGAGAUGGGAACCAACUGGGAGGCCUCUUUCUGGGACCCAUGUGAAUACCUUCAGGCAGGGAGAGAAGCACUUGGAGAGCCCUGGGCGAGAAGGGAAGAACCAGGGCCUAUUGAUGAAUCAUUUGUCUCUUAAAAAUCUGAAAUCCCGAGAUGUUGAUUUGAGUGUUGUCUGCUUUGCUAGGAGUUGUUUCCACUGACAACCAGUUAUCCUUGGACCUCUCAAGAGUCCACCUAGUAUGACGUUAGACCUAAUGUAUGUAGAACUUAAACCUUACUCUAGACCAGCAGUGUACUUGUAAAUUUCAGAAAUGUUAAAAGCUUUAAAUACAUAAUCAGAGUAUAAGGGCCAUAGGUGCUGUGGUUUAGUACUUUUUUUUUUCUUUUUUAAGGGAAUGGAAUUGGUGUCCUGUCCAUUAGAAAUACAUUUAACAAAGUAAAACUAAAUGGUGUAGGAACUGGCUACAUUCUUCUGUUUGAUGUUUUCUGGCUAUUCUAGCCACUUUCAUUUUUGUUGGUUACUAUAGUACUAAAAGAUUAGUAAUAUUUCAUCUAGAAAAGCUGUCCAAAAAUAAAGCACAUAACUCAAUUUGAGAACGAUGUAAUAUUUGAUUGAAUAAUGUGUUUCGGGGCUGGGAACAACAUUUAACUUAGCUAUUUAGCAUGUUGCCUAUCUUACAGAAUUAUAGCAGGGUUUAUAUUUAAAUGACAACACAAAGGAAAACAUGUUGAAUGUAACUUGAAAAUAUAAAUAAAAAUCUAAUACACCAA
This is a messenger RNA of Cavia porcellus (domestic guinea pig), 4523 nucleotides long. It is a transcript of the gene Ube2n, whose product is annotated as ubiquitin conjugating enzyme E2 N. The coding region runs from base 169 to 627 and encodes 152 amino acids. The record is from RefSeq and is a predicted model, not a curated record. Gene Ontology annotation, biological process: protein K63-linked ubiquitination; DNA damage tolerance. Lineage: Eukaryota; Metazoa; Chordata; Mammalia; Rodentia; Caviidae. The transcript has 4 exons. Gene Ontology annotation, molecular function: ubiquitin conjugating enzyme activity. Gene Ontology annotation, cellular component: nucleus.